CAAAAGACCCAAAACUAUCUCCAUAGAUGAAAAUAUGGAGCCAAGCCCAACAGGAGACUUUUAUCCUUCUCCAAAUUCACCAGCUGCGGGGAGUCGGACAUGGCAUGAAAGAGAUCAAGAUAUGUCUUCUCCUACAAUGAAGAAACCUGAAAAGCCUUUGUUUAGUCCUACUUCGCCCCAGGAUUCUUCACCAAGACUGAGCACUUUUCCCCAGCAUCACCACCCAGGAAUCCCAGGAGUUGCACACAGUGUCAUCUCAACUAGAACUCCACCUCCACCUUCACCAUUGCCAUUUCCAGCACAAGCUAUUCUCCCUCCUGCCCCAUCUAGCUACUUCUCUCAUCCAACGAUCAGAUAUCCUCCCCACCUGAAUCCUCAGGAUACACUGAAGAAUUAUGUACCUUCUUACGACCCGUCCAGCCCACAGACUAGCCAG
Messenger RNA from Apaloderma vittatum (bar-tailed trogon), 436 nucleotides. RefSeq names its product nuclear factor 1 B-type. Gene Ontology annotation, cellular component: nucleus. The record is from RefSeq and is a predicted model, not a curated record. Gene Ontology annotation, biological process: regulation of transcription by RNA polymerase II. NCBI's taxonomy places the organism in Eukaryota, Metazoa, Chordata, Aves, Trogoniformes, Trogonidae. The annotation marks the transcript as partial. Gene Ontology annotation, molecular function: DNA-binding transcription factor activity, RNA polymerase II-specific; RNA polymerase II cis-regulatory region sequence-specific DNA binding. The transcript is spliced from 3 exons.